Molecule: messenger RNA, 438 nt
Organism: Trichobilharzia regenti
Lineage: Eukaryota; Metazoa; Platyhelminthes; Trematoda; Strigeidida; Schistosomatidae
Source: the annotation of a GenBank genome assembly
AUGGCGCGUAAAUCUGUCUCUCAUUCUACUUCUAAUCGUCAGCGUUCUCUUCCGAAGAGACGUGUUCAACGCACUGCUCGUAGAAAACGUCAUAGUGCCAAUCGUGUUUCAGAGAAUCGUGAACUUGAUCGUCUUAAAUUUGUAAAUCCAGGUAGACGAAUGAAAAGCUUGAAAGUAAAUUGGUCUGAGCCUAAUUUAACGCGAAGUAUUCGUAAACAACUGAAUACUCGAUCCAAACGUAAAGCACCUAACCGUAUGCGUUACCUGUAUGAUUCCCGUGGUCGUCUUCUGCAAACUUUGGAAGAUAUAUGUGAUUGUAUGAGACCAAAGUGUUCAGGAUGCCAUUUAUCAUGUCGUAAAUGCCGGUCUAUGUGUUGUGGAGCAACAUGUCGUAUUUAUCGAACUUUUCGCGUCAAUGAAGUUAAAGUGUUCAUCUAA